UCCAACGUCCUUGUGACACGCAGUUCUCGAAUAGAACGUAAUAGCACCCUGUUGAAGUACAGUAGUUAGUAUUUUAAAAGUACGACAGAAUUCUAAUUCAAUUUUUGCGGGAACAUUUCAUUAUAGUAAUUUGUGAUACGAUCACGAUAAUAAUAAUCAAGAUACCAGUGUUACAUUGAAAUCAAAAUCUCGAUAAGUUCAACAUCAUCGUAAUAAAAAAUCAUCAGGAUUUUAGUGAAGAAGAAGAAGUGACUUUUCAUUUGAAUUCAGAGUUUUGCAUUUUUUCAAUUCAGUGAGCAGUGAAUGGACUAAGUGAUUAUUAACAGUUUCAAGUUUAUCGUAGCUGCAACAAGUAAAUACCGAAGAAAUGCAAAAAGGAGGAAGUGUCCAGAUAUUUGCGUCGUUCCUUUUGCUGGUCUUUUUUGUGUCACCAUCCUCGACUUGGGCCCUUACGACGUUUGGUAAAACCAACCCCCAAACUCAAAAUCAAAACCCUCCACCACCGCCUACCCCAGUGGGAAAGGCCCGGGAAUGUAAAUUAGAAUCCGAGUGCGCUGGUAUUCAAAAUACAACAUGUAUGGCAGAUCCUCGAGAUGGAAGGACGCGUUGCCUAUGCGGUGACUAUUCUGCGCCUCUUAAUGGCGCGUGCACUAACAAAUACAAAGCUCUACACACAUCAUGUAACGAAGAUUCCGAAUGCAUUGAUGGCGCACAUUGCGUGCAACGAAACGCGACCAUGUCUGGAAAACGUUGCUAUUGUCAAGAAGGAUAUUAUGAAGAAAACCCUUUGGUUUGCAACGGUAGUGCAUCCUCCAACCUUACGAUUCACAUAGUUCUGUUAGUUACUUUAAGCCUUUUAAAACAACACCUUAAUUUCUUAACUUCUAACCAUAUCCACUAUUACUGUGUCCAACUAUAAAAAUAGGUAAUAAAUAAUAACACCCUUUGUAGUACGUUCAGUGUUCCUGAUUUUUAAAUUAUUUAUAAUAAUUUCAUGAAAAAGUUGUAAAUAAAAAUAAUUCGAUUUUAAGUGUUAGUAAGUUAUAAUUAAAAUAUAGCUAUAAAAGAGAAUUACUUUUAGUAGAUAAAUUAAACCUUUAAUGUUUUCAUAGGAAAUUAUAUACAUCAUUCCAAGUUAAAACUGAAAAACGAUCAGAAUAAAUUUUAUAUUAACAUACUUUCAUAAUAUUGAAUUUUAUGAUAUUAUGCUAUUGAUAAUACUAAAAAUCGUAUCUUAAUAGCAGUUAAAAGCUAAUUACUUUUAAGCAUAUAUUUUCUUUGAAACAUUAUUAUAAGUAAUUAAAAAAUCAAGGAUGUCAAUACAAUUAAAACUGUAUCUUGUAAAAUAAGUAAAAACAUUAUACAUCUUUGUUUUAUAAAAGUAUUAUUGUCAAUUAAACUGGUUAACUUGUAUGACUUAAAUAGCAUGUUAUUUAAAAAAAUGGAAGGAAUAGUACUAUUCUGUCCUAAUGUUUAUAUACAUAUGUAAGUACUAUAAGUACUAUAUGUAACUUUCACUUACUAUAUUGUAUAACUAGAUGUAAUACAAUAAUCCUUUGAGGCCUGAUAUAUUAUUUUAUAUAAUGCAAAAUAUUUGUAUUUAAUUUGUUCAGUGAUUUAUUAACUGUAGAUUUUAAUUUAAUAUCAAUAACUUUAAAACGUUUCUAGAUAUACUCAAACCCAUUAAUAUUGAGCUAAUUCUAAGUAUUUAAUGAGCCACAAGGGAUUAAGAAAUGUAAUUUCUGCUUCAAUUGAUAAUAUAAUUUUUGCUUACAAUUUUCAAAAUGCUUUCCUAUUUCCUCUUUAGUCCAAUUACACGAAGUUAAGACUAGAUAACCAGCAGGUUGCAGAAUUUUAUACACAUUUUCUAUAUACUUUUGUCGUUUUGUUGCAGGAUCCUCUGGAUGUAAACUGAUCGCAUCAUAAGUUCCUUUAUCGUGUACUAAUUUAAAAUCUAUUGGUAAUUCAGAAUUUGUUAAAUUCAAUAUAUCACAAACUCUUAAGUCAAUCAA
Molecule: messenger RNA, 2012 nt
Organism: Osmia lignaria (orchard mason bee)
Lineage: Eukaryota; Metazoa; Arthropoda; Insecta; Hymenoptera; Megachilidae
Source: RefSeq, a predicted model, not a curated record